Uncinocarpus reesii 1704 is the source of this 324-nucleotide messenger RNA. RefSeq lists its product as uncharacterized. The transcript has a single exon. Bases 1 to 324 code for a protein of 107 amino acids. The record is from RefSeq and is a predicted model, not a curated record. NCBI's taxonomy places the organism in Eukaryota, Fungi, Ascomycota, Eurotiomycetes, Onygenales, Onygenaceae.
AUGCAUGGUGCAGUGAUAAUCAUCGUCCAGGCCUCCGCGCUAAGGAGCUUUGGUGGGAAGUUUGGCGAUCUCCUUCUCCCGCCAAGAGACGCGCCACAAAAGGCGUUGCUUCGAGUGCUUAUCCUCUUGGCGCGGGGAGAAGAUGCGGAGGAGUUCAGCGGAUUAUUCCCCUACACACGCCGUUCUUCUCAUUCAGCUCGAAGCUCUGCUGAUAUGCGUGCUGCAGACGGGUCACAGCUCAAUGUCAACGUGGGCCGAUGGGCUUUCAAAUAUUCUAGGCCAUCGGGAGCCCGACUGCGAAGGAGGGACGCCCACAACAGCUAA